Molecule: messenger RNA, 1506 nt
Organism: Effrenium voratum
Lineage: Eukaryota; Dinophyceae; Suessiales; Symbiodiniaceae
Source: the annotation of a GenBank genome assembly
AUGCCAAGAUGUGCCGAUGGGUGGAUGCAGCAGGAAGAGUUCUGCGAGCCCACGGGAGUCACUUGCCCUGUGACCUGCUCCUCCGAUGAGCGGAUCUGCUACACCCAGGACUACAACGCCUCGGGGUACCCCUUGGCAGAACGCCAGGUCUGCACCAAGCGCAACCAGCCCUGCAACUGCGGCAGCCACGCCCAGCGCUGCCACGACCCCUGGGCCGAUGAUUACUUCUGCUUCCCUCUUUGGGACUUCCAGUGGAACAGCGCCAUGCGCUGCCCGGUGUGGUGCACGGCACAGCAGGAGUACUGCUACGUGGACAGCUAUGACGCCAAGGGCAAUUGGCUGAGUGUGGAGGAAACCUGUGUGAAUCCUGGUGAAACCUGCGACUGCACCAAGGGUCAGAAUGCCUUCUCCUGCACCAUGACGGACGGAGUCAGCACCUGGUCGGAGUGCCUGCCCAUCAACGGAGGCUACUGCCCCCCGUCGUGCGCGGCCAACGAAGUCCCUUGCUUCGAAGUGGAGAUGAACUUCAGGCCCAACGGCACCUCCAUAGGCUUCACAGAGCCGCCGAAGCCGUGCGCGGCAGACUACGAGUCCUGCAGCUGCGGACGAGAGGCCAAGAACUGUGGGGGCUGGUGCAUCUUCAAGGAGGACAACUGCCCGGUCUUCUGCGAGGUUGGAAAGAAGAAGUGCUUCAUCGACGACUACGACACCAGCGGAAACUACCUCGGCGACCGGGAGGUUUGUGUGGCAGAGGACCAAGUCUGCCCGUGCGGCAAGAACACCUUGCGAUGCCCGGGCGAUGACAUGUGUCUACGAAAGUCGGAAGCGGACUUGGUGUGCCCUUGCAGCGAGUCCCAGAAGCAGUGCACUGUGAGGGACUACACGGCACGAGGCAAGCUGGAGAGUGUGUCGACCCUGUGCGUCAACCUUGGCAACAAGUGCCCUUGUGGAAAGAACACGCUCUCCUGCUCCGAUCCCAACGACCCGGACGACAACAUCUGCAAUCCCAAGUACGCCGGCACGGUGCUCAACAAGUGCCCCAAGCCUUGCACCCCGACAGAGGAGGCGGCAGGCAACAAGACCUGCAUUCAGACGCACCUCACCAACACCGGCACGUUCGAAUCCGAGACCAUCAGCUGUCUGCCAGCUGCCUCCUGCACUCCGGGCAGGAACAUGAAGAAGUGCACCUCGGGCUCCACCAUCCCGGCCUGGAAGCCCUGCAAGGAUUUCUACAACACCGCCAAGAGCAACAGCUCGGCGGUGGGCGCUGGCAAGAAGGAGUCUUCCCAGGUGAUCUUGACGUUCGAGUCGCUGUCGAACGGUGCCCUUGGCAGCUCGGAGGACGUGCGCGUGAUGAUGAACGCCGAGGUCUACUUGCCCACCGGGUGCGAGUCCAGCCUGGACAUCAAGACCUCCAAGUCCAAUCGCCGGCUCAAGGGCCGAAAGCUGCAGACCACCGGCGGCGCCGUGCUCAAGUUCACCGUCUCGAACCAAGGAGCCCACUAG